Carcharodon carcharias (great white shark) is the source of this 1230-nucleotide messenger RNA. Its product is annotated as ras-related protein Rab-7a-like. The transcript has 5 exons. Lineage: Eukaryota; Metazoa; Chordata; Chondrichthyes; Lamniformes; Lamnidae. Gene Ontology annotation, biological process: phagosome-lysosome fusion; endosome to lysosome transport. The coding region runs from base 75 to 698 and encodes 207 amino acids. Gene Ontology annotation, cellular component: phagocytic vesicle; lysosome; late endosome. Gene Ontology annotation, molecular function: GTPase activity; GTP binding. The record is from RefSeq and is a predicted model, not a curated record.
GGCGGGAGGGGCGGUGACGUCAGAUCCGGUGACCUGAAGCUGCCAUUUUUCUGGCUGGAGACUCAGCCUCUGAUAUGGCUUCCCGGAAAAAAGUUCUGCUCAAAGUCAUCAUUCUGGGCGAUUCUGGGGUAGGGAAGACGUCGCUAAUGAACCAAUAUGUCAACAGGAAGUUCAGCAACCAGUACAAGGCAACGAUUGGAUCAGACUUCCUCACCAAGGAGGUGAUGGUGGACGAUCGACUGGUCACCAUGCAGAUUUGGGACACAGCAGGUCAGGAGAGGUUCCAGUCCCUGGGAGUGGCCUUCUAUCGGGGCGCAGACUGCUGCGUACUGGUCUUCGAUGUCUGCACUCCCAACACCUUUAAGACACUGGACAGCUGGAGGGAUGAGUUCCUGAUCCAGGCCAGUCCGCGGGAUCCUGAGAACUUCCCCUUCGUGGUGCUGGGCAACAAGAUUGACCUGGACAAUCGGCAGGUACCCACCAAGCGGGCACUGGCCUGGUGUCAGAGCAAGAACAGUAUCCCGUACUUUGAGACCAGUGCCAAGGAGGCCAUCAAUGUUGAUCAAGCCUUCCAGACCAUUGCACGCAACGCACUCAAACAGGAGACGGAGGUUGAGCUAUACAGCGAGUUCCCCGAUCAGAUUAAACUGGACCAAAAUGACAAGCCUGUAGCGGCAGCUGACGGCUGUAAAUGUUGAACUGUUGGUGGGGGUGUGAGGGGACUGGUGGCGGAGGGAAGGAAGAAUCGGUGACACGCUCUGCGGUCCUGCACCAAGUCCUUCCCCGUCCACCAUCAAUCCCCCACACCCCCACCAAUCUGACCGGUGACCUGAAGAAGCCCCCCCUUCGCUCUCUCUCGUACAAGAGGGGAUUUCGAUUCCGGCGUACCCCUCCCUUUGGCUCGGGAGACGGAGCGUGGAAGUCAGGGACCAGAAACCUCGGUCAGCCUGAGCUACUCUGCAGCUGACCCACACAGUGGAAUCCUGCUCUUUUCCUGCUAUCCUGUACCCUGGCCUCAGGUCUCAGGGUCAAAGCUUUACCAGUGCUGGAGGACCCAUCAUCACCUUACUUCGAGACACCAACCCUGCCGACAUGAACAUCGCAUCUCACCAGAUAAACUGAUUUGCAUUCCUCUCUCCCCCAUCCUGGCUUUCACUUCAGCCAAGGGGCUGAUGUGUGUGUGGGGUGGGUGUGGGGAGAAGUGGAUUGGUGUGUGUGUGGGUGGUAGGG